Triticum aestivum (bread wheat) is the source of this 3791-nucleotide messenger RNA. Its product is annotated as GDT1-like protein 1, chloroplastic. Gene Ontology annotation, biological process: Golgi calcium ion transport; Golgi calcium ion homeostasis; calcium ion transmembrane transport. Gene Ontology annotation, cellular component: chloroplast thylakoid membrane; Golgi apparatus. NCBI's taxonomy places the organism in Eukaryota, Viridiplantae, Streptophyta, Magnoliopsida, Poales, Poaceae. The coding region runs from base 2283 to 3320 and encodes 345 amino acids. Gene Ontology annotation, molecular function: manganese ion transmembrane transporter activity; calcium ion transmembrane transporter activity. The record is from RefSeq and is a predicted model, not a curated record. The transcript is spliced from 12 exons.
AGGAGAUCCAACAUUGACAGUGUUGGUUCGUGAUACUGGACUCCACCUCCUCCCUCCCUCCCUCCCCGAGGCGCUCCCGCAGGCGCCCCCGGGAGGAACCCUAGCGCCGCCUCCCCCCGCCCCCCUCGCCCCGCCCUCCUCCCUCGCCACUUCGCCGGCCUAAGGCCGCGUGGCGCUGGCGGCGGCGGGGCUGCUCCCUCCCGCGCGCAGGUGGGGGCCGUCGCGGGGCGUCCCUCCUUUGCUCGGUGGUGGCGGCCGUCGGGCCGGCCCUGCCCCUGCUCCCUCCCCUCCCCUGGCGUUCUGGUGGCCGGCGGCGCCGCCUCCUUCCUCUCCAGCGCAGCCCGUGGGGUUCCGGCGCCCUGGAUCGUGCUGGUGGCGGAUCUGGCCCCCGGCCCAGAUCAGGUCGUGUGGUGGUUGGCGGUGGCAGUGGUGGCCGGCGGCCGUAUUUAGGUUGUGGCGCUGCAGCUGGGGUCCGUCUACUCCGGUGGGGUGGGGGGGCUCCGGCUGGACCUGGCCAGGGCGCGGUGGCGCUGGUGCUGUGGUGGUGGCGGUGCGUGUCCGCUUUGCCGACGUCUGGUGAGCGGGCGGCGCGGGUUGGGACAGCGGCCCUGCGUGGUUGUUGCUCUGGCUGUGGGCGGUGGCGGCGUGGUGGGUCGGCUCUCUUGGUGUGGAGGCUGCCAUUCGUCGUGUCUGCAUCAUGGCAGCUCGGCGGGCCGGCUGGGACGGCGGCUGGCUUUUCGGCGUCGACUUGUCUGUAGGCGGCCCGUUUCGACCUUCGGUCCUCUCCUCGUCGUCUAGUUGCUACCUUCGUCGAAGGUUCGGCCCUCCCCCGACAAUGGUCCAUCGCUCGUCUCGCGCCCGGCAGCAGUACCAACCUCGUCUCGCGCCCGGCAGCAGGACCGGCCUUGUCUCGCGCCCGGCAGCAGGACUAUGCUCGUCUCGUGCCCGGCAGCAGGACUAUGCUCGUCUCGUGCCCGGCAGCAGGACCGAGCUCGUUUCGUGCCCGGUGCCCCGGACGGGUCGAUGGAGGCCAGUUUUGGCCGACCUAUUGGGUUUCGGCGUUGGGGGCAGCUCAGGGGUGCGAAAGGCGGCCCUUUCCGCCCGUAUCUUUGGUUGGGGUUGCGGUGGGUCUCGAGCGAGGUGGUGUCAAGGUCUGGGAUGCCGGGGUGGCGGCCCCUGGUGGUGGUUCCGCGGUGCUCAUGGGCAGAGCCCGUGGUUAGGUGCUGCCCGGUGGCCAUGGUCGUGUGGGCGACGUGGUCGCUGGGGUGUGGCGUCCGGUGGUGGUGAGUGUUGGCCGGGGUGAAAACCUGAUCUAUUCGCGGAUGGACCGGCGGCGGCGAAGCUCGUUUCCUUCUUGAAGGCGUCGUCGCGGCUCUCAUUGCCCGUCGUCUGAUCCUCGGGUCGGGCGGUGGCGGCGCUCUGGUGUCGUAACCUUUCUGAAGGCGCCGCCUUGGAGCACAUGGUUCGUCAUAGGCGGCUUCAUCUCUUCGCGGUGGCAUGCUCACGGUUGAGGACUCCAGGUUCUCUUGUAGUACUAGGCUCAGCGCCUUUGUUCCUGCCUUGGGUGCGUGCGUGUGUUGUACUGGCGUGCGUUUGUAUCUGAGUCGGUCGGUGCUUUAUAUAUAAAGUGGGGCGAAAGCCUUUUUAGGUAUAAGCCCGGAGGACACAGCCAGGGUCGUCCAAUCCAAGCAAAGACAGAUAACGGUAGCUACAUCCUUCCUUGACCAGUCAUUCAGUCAAGCAAACCUUAACCACCACGGCAUGGCGCACGGAAGAAAACGCACGCCAGUAAAAACCAAACUAAGCAAACUACGAUUAGGAGAAUCGACACGAGCAUAGAGUCGAGCACCUGGUGCGCAUUCCGGACAUGGCGGCAGGCGAACACGCACGGGGUCCCUCGCAGGACCGGAUCGUCCCUCCUAGGGGUCGAUCGAAGUGCUAAUGCAGCAACAGUACCGUCUACGGCGACGGAUGCUCACUCUCUCGACGACUCCGGCGAGCUCCUGGCAAAACUGACGACCGGCCAAGACAAUGCUGGGGUGGAGCGUGGACGUGCCGCCGCCGCAGUUGCCCAGCGAGCCUUUGAACGUGGGCUGGCCCAAAACAGUGGGCCAGGCCUCUCCAGGAAAAUGGCAGCCAUUUGAGCCUACUUACCAACAACCCGUUCGAACUCUAUCCACUCCCAACGGCCAAGAGCAAGCGGCUGGCAACCGCUCAGUCCGUCCCGCCCCGACCCCGCACCCGCCCCCGCCCCCGCAGGUCGCAGCCACCGCCGCGGCGCCAUGGCCUCCGUCACCUCCUGCUCUUCCACCGUUUUCACCUCCUCCUCCUCCAUACCCUACCGAACAAGGACGCCUCGUCCAUCUCUCCGCCCGCCGCCGCGUCUCGCCGGCCUUCCGGGCCGACCGGUGCUGAGGUGCCCAGCUAAACGCGACCCGGGCGAGCAGCCGCUGCUUGGAGCUCCUGUGGUUUCUGACGAGAGAGAGGCGCUGGAGCCGGCAGGCCGGGACAGUGGCGGGCUCGCGCCGUCCGAUCCGUCGUGGGGGCUCGCGUUCGCGGCGGCGGCGGGGGUGCUCAUGAUCCAGGGGUCGCAGCAGGCGCUGGCCGGCACGCAAUUCAUGGGCCUGCAGCCGCCGGCGGACGUGCUGGGGGAUCUCGGGGACAUCAGUACAGGUUUUGCUUCAGCUUUUCUGCUGAUUUUCUUUUCUGAGCUAGGAGACAGGACGUUUUUCAUUGCGGCACUUUUAGCAGCUAGAAAUUCUGGAGGAGUCAUUUUUCUGGGCACAUUUGGAGCACUUGCGGUAAUGACAGUUAUAUCUGUAGUUCUUGGUCGAGCAUUUCACUACGUUGAUGGCGUCCUUCCAUUCAGUUUUGGCGGUACAGAUUUCCCAAUUGAUGACAUUCUUGCUGUGUGUCUCUUGGUAUACUAUGGAGUUACGACAUUACUUGAUGCGGCUUCAGGUGAUGGAGAAAAGAUGAAUGAGGAGCAAGAGGAGGCUGAGCUAGCAGUUUCGAAGUUUUCUGGAAAUGGUGCAGGAUUAGUGUCUGUCGCCAGUACUCUUGCUAGCACAUUUGUUUUGGUUUUUGUUGCUGAAUGGGGUGAUAAAUCAUUUUUCUCAACAAUUGCACUUGCUGCGGCUUCGUCCCCUCCGGGUGUCAUUGCAGGGUCGCUUGCUGGUCAUGGUGUUGCAACAUUGAUUGCAGUUCUUGGUGGAUCUUUGCUGGGGACAUUCCUAUCUGAAAAGAUUAUAUCAUACAUCGGAGGGAGCCUUUUUUUAGCAUUUGCCGCUGUGACACUAGUUGAAAUCGCGACUUCAUGACUUGAGAGGGGACCCAAGAUUCGCCGACAUGGUACAUAACAGUGCAGAGAAAUCAGCAGUUUAGCUAUUUCCAUUGUGUAAUAACAGUGGUACAUUGAUAUGCUGAAAGUCUUGAUUAUCCACAGGAAAUAUACUGUUCAUAUGGGAACACCGUAGCAUGCAUUGGAUGAUUUGUUGUUGCUGACGAGAAUUUCUGCCUCCUUUUCCACGGCAUCCCUUUAUCAGCAUGAUUGGUACUGAGACUCGGAGCACGUGGAAACCUCAACUCCAAAGAGCAUUAUUUUUUUUACCUGUAGAUGUCAUUUGGGAUGGGACCUGGGACAAAGAGCUGUAGAUGGCAUGUAGCCUUUUAUCUUACCCUUACCUUUUACCAAAACAUUGUUCAGGGAAAGCACACUGAUUUGUUCAACAGUCACAGCACCGUGUAGUCAUUACAGAAAGUCUAUGGCACUGUUGAAUUGUUUCAGUCUA